AUGGUUCGCGUCUGCACCGUUGUACUGGCCCUGGCUCUGCGCAAGGCCCAGGGCCACAUCUACGAGCUAUACCCCAUGUCGCGGUCCUUUGCGAACAGCGAGUCCUUCCUCGACAAGGACGACCCGAACUUCGACGGAUGCCCCCACUGCUAUAACGCCCAUGGAUCCGCAGGGACAAAGGCGCGGGGGAUUGAGCUCAUGGACCCGGACGUGCUCGAAAGCCACGGCGGGGGGAGCGAGUUCCCGCUGGCCUUCGUCCCGCUGGCCCCGAACGGUAACUACCUCGAGCCCAACGAGGUCGCCGUCCGCCACGGCGUGUGCGGCGAUCCCGAGCAGACCAAACCUGCGGGCAGCAACACGUACAGCACGGCCAGCAGCAACUGGGAACCCCUGGCCACGUACCGGAGCGGGCAGGUGCUCGAGUUUGUCAUCGUCAUGAACGCCCACCACUGGGGUCACCUCGAGUUCUUCAUUUGCAACGCCGACAACGAUCCCGACGGUAUCCCCACCCAAGAGUGCUUCAACGAAUACCCACUCACGCGCGCGGAAGGAGACGAUGACAACAGUCCAAUCGAUCCCAACUUCCCGGGGCGCUACUAUUGCGACCCGACUUGCCGCGGGCAGACGGGCGAGGUGGACCAGACCAAGCCCCUGCACGCCAUCUCCGGCGAGAACAUGAAGAUGCGCUACGUGCUGCCGGACAUCGAGUGCUCGCACUGCAUCCUGCAGAUGGUGUACCACACCGGGAACACUUGCCACCACAUCGGGUACGAAGAGUUCAACCCUCCCUCGUGGCCUAGCGCCUGCGCCCCCAACAAGGAAGACUGGGUGGACACCACCCGGGAGGCGUGCGGGCAGGGGGGCUACUACCCCGAGGAGUUCUGGGCGUGCUCCGACUUUAGCAUCACGCGCGAUGCGACGCCGCCGAGCCCAACCCCCUCGGUGGAGACCAUUCCCCCGGUUAACGAGCCAACCGAGUGUGCCGAGGAAUGGGGACAGUGCGGUGGUGCCGGCGGGGGCGCUGUGGAUGGUGUCUGGACAGGCCCCACCUGCUGCGUGUCUGGGACCACCUGCUCUUACAAGGACGAGUGGUGGUCUGAGUGCCGCCCGACGGGUGACAGCAGCUCCGACGACACCCCGGAAGAACCCACGGAGUGUGCCGAGGAGUGGGGACAGUGCGGCGGUGCUGGCGGGGGCGCCGUCGACGGCGUCUGGACCGGCCCUACCUGCUGUGUCUCCGGUUCAACGUGCACCAAGAAGGACGUGUGGUGGUCCGAGUGCCGCCCAGAUGACUACGACGGCCGCUGA
Messenger RNA from Ectocarpus siliculosus, 1308 nucleotides. NCBI's taxonomy places the organism in Eukaryota, Phaeophyceae, Ectocarpales, Ectocarpaceae. The record is from the annotation of a GenBank genome assembly.